AUGCCCUGCGUCCAGGCUCAGUACGGGUCCUCGCCGCAAGGAGCCAGCCCGGCCACGCAGAGCUACGCCUACCACCACUCGGCGGCUGCCGGGGAGUACAGCUCGGACUUCUUAACGCCCGAGUUUGUCAAGUUUAGCAUGGACCUGACCAACACUGAAAUCACUGCCACCUCUUCUUUCCCCAGCUUCAGUACCUUUAUGGACAGCUACGGCGCCGCCGCCGCCGCCGCCGCCGGCUACGACGUCAAGCCGCCCUGCCUGUACCAAAUGCCCUCGCAGCCGCCCCCGCCGCCCCCGCCGCCGCCACCCGCGCCCUCCAUCAAGGUCGAGGAGCUGCCCCUGCACGGGGGCGGCGGAGGAGGGGGAGGCGGCCACAAGGGCGGCCCGCCGGCGGUGCCGCGCCUCUCGCUCUUCUCCUUCAAGCAGUCGCCGCCCGGCACGCCGGUGGGCAGCUGCCAGAUGCGCUUCGACGGGCCCCUGCACGGCCUGCCGCUCAACGGCGAGCCCGCGGCCCACGGCGCCCACCACCACCACCACCACCACCCGCACGACGGCCAGCCCUUCGCCGUGCCCAACCCCAUCCGCAAGCAGGCCGCCGCCGCCGCAGCAGCCGCCGCAGCAGCCGCCGCCGUCGGCUUCCCGGGUCUGCAGAUCGGGCACGCCUCGCAGCUCCUGGACGCUCAGGUGCCCUCGCCGCCCUCGCGGGGCUCGCCCUCCAACGAGGGCCUGUGCGCCGUCUGCGGGGACAACGCCGCCUGCCAGCACUAUGGCGUCCGCACCUGCGAGGGCUGCAAAGGCUUCUUCAAGCGCACCGUCCAGAAGAACGCCAAGUACGUCUGCCUGGCGAAUAAGAACUGUCCCGUGGAUAAGCGCCGCCGGAACCGGUGUCAGUACUGCCGCUUUCAGAAGUGCCUGGCAGUCGGCAUGGUCAAAGAAGUGGUCCGCACCGACAGCCUCAAAGGCCGAAGGGGUCGCUUGCCGUCGAAGCCGAAGAGCCCCCAGGAGCCCUCUCCCCCUUCGCCCCCGGUGAGUCUGAUCAGUGCCCUGGUGAGAGCUCAUGUCGACUCCAACCCGGCUAUGACCAGCCUGGACUACUCCAGGUUCCAGGCCACCCCGGACUACCCGAUGACCGGCGACGACACGCAGCACAUCCAGCAGUUCUACGACCUCUUGACCGGCUCCAUGGAGAUCAUCCGGGGCUGGGCGGAGAAGAUCCCCGGCUUCGCCGACCUCCCCAAGCCGGACCAGGACCUGCUCUUCGAGUCGGCUUUCCUGGAGCUCUUCGUCCUGCGGCUGGCCUACAGGUCCAACCCGGUGGAAGGCAAGCUCAUCUUCUGCAACGGCGUGGUCCUCCACCGGCUGCAGUGCGUCCGCGGCUUCGGCGAGUGGAUCGACUCCAUCGUGGAGUUCUCGUCCAACCUGCAGAACAUGAACAUCGACAUCUCCGCCUUCUCCUGCAUCGCUGCCCUGGCUAUGGUGACAGAGCGGCACGGCCUGAAGGAGCCCAAGCGGGUGGAGGAGCUGCAGAACAAGAUCGUCAAUUGCCUCAAGGACCACGUGACGUUCAACAACGGCGGCCUGAACCGGCCCAAUUACUUGUCGAAGCUGCUGGGCAAGCUGCCCGAACUGCGCACGCUCUGCACGCAGGGCCUGCAGCGCAUUUUCUACCUGAAACUGGAAGACUUGGUGCCGCCGCCGGCAAUAAUCGACAAGCUCUUCCUGGACACUUUGCCUUUCUAA
Molecule: messenger RNA, 1740 nt
Organism: Gekko japonicus
Lineage: Eukaryota; Metazoa; Chordata; Lepidosauria; Squamata; Gekkonidae
Gene: NR4A2
Product: nuclear receptor subfamily 4 group A member 2
Exons: 7
Coding region: 1-1740 (579 amino acids)
Biological process (GO): regulation of transcription by RNA polymerase II; central nervous system neuron differentiation; cellular response to corticotropin-releasing hormone stimulus
Cellular component (GO): transcription regulator complex; nucleus
Molecular function (GO): nuclear glucocorticoid receptor binding; RNA polymerase II cis-regulatory region sequence-specific DNA binding; zinc ion binding
Source: RefSeq, a predicted model, not a curated record